Molecule: messenger RNA, 1107 nt
Organism: Trypanosoma cruzi
Lineage: Eukaryota; Euglenozoa; Kinetoplastea; Trypanosomatida; Trypanosomatidae
Exons: 1
Coding region: 1-1107 (368 amino acids)
Source: RefSeq, a predicted model, not a curated record
AUGGUAUUAGUUGUGAAUUUCCCGUCGCGUGGAUCGCGGGUGGUUGGUUUCCUGCCCUCUUUCUCCAGCCCGAAUCCCCACCUUACAUGUCUGCCAUCCGCCUCAUGGCGUAUAUUUAUUUCUUUUUUUUUUUUUUUUUUGCUUCGGACAUUUCCGCUGCGAUUGUCAUGGUGUUUUUGUAUGCGUGUGUGCGUUGCCGGGAGGAGGGACGCGCAGCCCACAAGAGAAAAGGGGCUGUGUGGAUUGUGCAUGCAAGCAUGCCGUCAAUUCCUUCGUCACAGGAUCAAAAGGGGUGGCCAUACCGCGUGGGUAUGUGAAGUUUCUCUCGCGGAGAUGUCCAAGCAGGGCGAGGGCAUUUUUUCCGAAGGCGACACGACGGCGUUGCGACCCCCGUUUUCCUCCGCCCCCGUCGCGCGACGUCUCACCACGACAGAAGAGGCGGUGCGUCGCAUCUCGUUGUUUUACAGCCCUCACACAUAUGCCUACGGCCUUCUUAGUGCUCUUGUUCUUUUCGACGAGGCAAAGCGUCGUGGGCUUCUGGACCCCAAAGUGGAUGCGGGGAAGUUUUUUGUGCACCCCAUGGCGCUCGUUCGCCACCCGGAAAUGUUUUCACAGUUUUUUGGACCCGAACGGUCCCAAUUCUUUUCCGCGAUGCUUCAGCAACUUCUUGCCGUGCACGAUGCGGAGUACUCCUCCGUCGUGCGGGUGUGUCGUUCACAGGGUGUGGAUGCGACAAGGUGGAUCCCAUUCCUGCGCGGACUGUGUCUCUGCGUGAUUGCUGGCGACCCAAUACUCUCCGAGGCGAGUUUCGUCAUUGAGGACUUGAUUCUGAACGGUGUUCUCCAUGACGGUUUAAGUGUUCCUGGAGACUACAACGAUCGUGGCGUCUCAGUAGCCGACAUGCUCAUGGAGGCUGCCGUGGAACUUGGCUCGGCGAGGCUGUCGGAGCUCAGUUUGUCCGUAUACCGACAGUUUCUGCCGGAAACACCUUACGCGGUCAGCAAGAGGCUGGCUUUGUGUAUCACGCGAGGUGAGAGACGUCAUCUCGACUGGAACUUGCGAUGCCUCCCACGUAAGCCACGCGGCCGGUCACGUUUGAAGCGUUAA